Messenger RNA from Sitodiplosis mosellana (orange wheat blossom midge), 1922 nucleotides. RefSeq lists its product as uncharacterized. Bases 251 to 1759 code for a protein of 502 amino acids. Lineage: Eukaryota; Metazoa; Arthropoda; Insecta; Diptera; Cecidomyiidae. The transcript is spliced from 2 exons. Gene Ontology annotation, molecular function: protein binding. The record is from RefSeq and is a predicted model, not a curated record.
GUCAAUUAAAAUUGCAACGUGCACUUGACAACUGAUAUCUGUUUGGCAAAAAUAGACCUAUGGAUUAGUAUCAUUAGCUAACGUUUUCUUUUUAUUUCACAUUCAAUUCCAUCUAUUCCAAUUUACACAUUUCUCCUCACUGGUCAUUGAGAUAUUUUUGAAUUGAAAAGGCGCCAAAUGAAAAAUUCUUUAUUGAAGUCUCAAUUUUGAUAAAAACCAAGAAGUGUCAACUUGAAAUUGUUCAGUAAAAAUGUCUCACUCUAACCUUGAUGAACCAGCAAACAAACACAGCAAGCUAUCUGACGAGACCGAAGAGUCUCAACCGCAAAUCGAUUCACUUUUGAUACUUAAUAAUGAUUGCCUGCAUGCAGUUUUUGAGCAUUUGAAUAUCGAAAGUUUAUGCAACGUGGCGAAUGUAUGCAAGCGCUUCAGGCCAAUCACCGAGCAAGUGUUUCGUUGUUGCCAUACAAGUGUCCACUUUAGCAAGUACAAUACAAAAAUAUCGGUACUUCGUCGUGCUCUCUAUAAAUUCGGUCAUUUGAUUACAGACUUCAGCUGUAUAUCCCGUUAUGAUUAUAAUCAUUUCGAUGCCGUCAUAAAAUUCUGCUCGAAUAAUUUGGAGAAACUUUCUUUGUACAAUGCUGAAAUCACUUCCGAAGGUCUCGAGACUUUGAUGCCACGGCUGAAAUAUUUGAAAUUGUAUGAAUGUAGAUUCGAUUAUCACUUGUAUUCUCACGAUCUCAGUGGUGUAUUCAGUAAUUGUCCAGAGCUUGAAGUGUUGAUUUUCGAUAUGCUCGAUGAAGAUGGAGACGAAAAAUGUACAUUUUUGAAGCGACAUUUUCCGAAAUUAAAACAACUGGAAUUUGAAUGUGUAAAAGUAAAUCCCGACGAUCUUCGAGAAAUACUAGGCCUUAAUCCACAAUUGAAGCGACUUCACACCAUGACAUUCACCAAUGAUGAAUUUAUCGAUGCGAUCGCAGAAUACACAAAGGAUCUAGAGGUAUUGGAAAUUUCCGGUGGAAGAGGAUACGUGAAACAACGGGAUCAAAGUGCCGAAGGUCUUCUUCGAUUGGGAGCAUUGAAGAAGUUGAAGAAACUAUUCCUCAAUAUUUCGAGCUACAAAAAAUACAGAGUUCAUCGUCUUGCGAACGAAUUUUCAAAGAAGAAUAUUCCAAUCGAAACACUGGAAUUGACAGCUUGUUCAAUUAUAUCAAAGGAUUUCAUCAGUUUAACGAAUCUGAAGACAUUGCAACGUGUGUAUUUGGCUAAAGUUGAACGAGCUACAGACGCCGAUUUAAUUACUCUGGCAACCGAAUUACCAUUGUUAUCAAACUUAACAUUGAGUUUUGAAUACACAAAAGAGAUAAAAAUAACGGCAAAUGGAUUGGCCAGCAUGAUAGAGCUGGGAAAGCGGCUAAAGUAUAUUGGAUUUAACGGAUUCCACCAAGUGCAAUUAAAUGAAGCGGCCUAUGAAUUAUGGUUGAAAUUAGCUCGAAGCAGUGGUAGGGAGGAAACGCUUGUUAUUAAGAUGGAUAAAUAUGGAGAAACAAGCUUCAUCGUACCGAGUCAUAUUCUACAAGAAAAUGAAGCACAACUUAAAAUUAUUUGUGGCAGAGACGUAUCACCCUGGUCAGCCGAAAAGGCUGACGUACAAUUAGAUUCGGAUUCAGACUCGGAUCUGAAUUGGUAUUCGGAUUCGGAUGCUGAAUCUGAACCGGAUUCGGAGUCAAGUUCUGAAAGUGAAAGUGCAACGGAAUAAAUUCACAUUUCCUGUAUGCUUCACUUAAAAGAUAAGUUUUCAAUACAUUCGUUUACAUAGCGCAGAACAAUACAGAUGAUAUUACAAUAUAAAAAUGUGUAUGUAACACAAUUUUGAUGUAUUUUACCAUAUUUUUUCAAUAAAUUUAUAUUUGUAUUAAAAA